AUGGCAACGAUGAGCGUCAUUCCCCGUCGCAUUGUCAGAUCCACUCUUUCUUCAGCUAUGCGGUGUAGCAUCUGGCUUACUGGUGUGGAACAUGAAGCUGUUAGUCGCCUACCUGCAUCCAUUUCAUUCCAUCAAUGUCGUUCCUUUGCCUCAUCUGCUGGAAAGGAUGGUGAUGCAUCCACAGGAGCGGAUCACCAUGCUUUCUUUCAAGAACAGCUCUUGGAACUAGAAAAUGAACGAAAGAGUUUCUUUGGGGACGAUGCUGAUCAACAGCAGGAUAAUGUCAAGGGGAUGGAUACACAAGAACAAAAUGCCUUCUUUGCACAAGAAAUGGAACAGCUCGAAAACGAACGCAAGGAUUUCUUCGGCGAAAACACGCCCAACGCUACCUUUGAUCCUCCAACACCAUCGACGAAUGCGAGCGGCAUGACUCCUGAGGAUUUGGACUUUAUGCACCAAGAACGAGAGGCAAUCUUUGAAUUCAGCGAGCACGAAAAGCAAGCUUGGGGUCAACAAGAUAUUGGCGAUAAGCUAUCACCACAACUCAUGAUGGAAAUUGCCGAGGCACGGGCAGCACUCGAACGGGGAGAGGUCUUUGAGGAGAGCCCCCAAGAUAAGACAGCGGUACCGCCAGCAGAAGAUCUUCACCAUCCUUGGUUUUCUCAUGUCAGUCAAGAUGGAGAUUCGGUGCACAUGGUGGAUGUCGGACACAAACAAGUGACGACGAGAAUGGCCGAAGCCCAAACCAAGGUGAUCCUGCCAGCAAGUGUUAUGGAGGCCUUUGGUCUAGAUGCCACUUCUUCACAUAAAAAUGAACUGAUCGGACCCAAGGGCCCUAUACUAGCAACCGCCAAACUGGCAGGUAUCAUGGCUGCAAAAAAAACCAGUGACUUGAUACCGCUGUGUCACCCGCUUCCGCUCGAUCAAGUGAAGCUGGAUAUUCGACUUGUCAACAAUGAAAUCCUCAUCAAUUGUACAUGUAGAGUUACGCACAAGACUGGUGUGGAAAUGGAAGCUUUGACGGGUGCUACCGUAGCAGCACUGACAGUCUACGACAUGGUCAAGGCUGUUAGCCACGAGGUGGAAAUCACCGAUACCAAGUUGGUGGCCAAGACUGGCGGCAAGCGCACGAUACAAAAGGAGAUAGAAAAGAAAGAGAGCAUUCAAUAG
Cylindrotheca closterium is the source of this 1170-nucleotide messenger RNA. The record is from the annotation of a GenBank genome assembly. Lineage: Eukaryota; Bacillariophyta; Bacillariophyceae; Bacillariales; Bacillariaceae.